AUGUCUGGGACCGAAAACCUGCCAAUGUUUGUGAAUGGAAAGUCUGCGCAGCCGUGCUGUUUCAAAAACGUGAAAUCACUCCCCACUACGCAUAAAGCUAACAAAAAAGCAUGGAUGACUUCUGAAAUUUUCACUGAAUGGGUACGCAAGUUAGACCCGGAUAUGACUCGAAACCAGAGAUCAGUCGUGUUAAUUGUGGACAACUGUCCCGCGCAUCCAAAGAUCAAUGGACUGAAAUCAGAUAAGCUAGUGUUUCUUCCUCCGAAUUCAACCAGCGUCACGCAACCUAUGGAUCAAGGUGUUAUAAGGAUCUUAAAAGUGCAUUACAGAAAACAAGUGAUUACAAGAAAGAUUCGCGCCUUGGAUAAUGGGACUGAUAUGUGUAUCAAUGUCUUGGACGCGUUACGCAUGUUACACCAAGCCUGGGGGUGUGUGACCCAGACAACUAUCGCGAACUGUUACCGGCGUGCGGGCUUCAAAGCUGGUGAGGAAGUGGGCAAAAACGAAAGUAGAAGUCCGGAAACCGGAAGUCGACAUAUUUAUUCAUUUAAACAGACAUUGUCAAACUAA
Molecule: messenger RNA, 570 nt
Organism: Mercenaria mercenaria
Lineage: Eukaryota; Metazoa; Mollusca; Bivalvia; Venerida; Veneridae
Product: tigger transposable element-derived protein 4-like
Exons: 1
Coding region: 1-570 (189 amino acids)
Cellular component (GO): nucleus
Molecular function (GO): DNA binding
Source: RefSeq, a predicted model, not a curated record